AUGGACUCGUUUAUGCUUCAGGAUGACGGUGUGCGGGACCGCAUUCGCCAGGCUGAGGAGUUUCUAGUUCCCAACGAUCCUCAUGCUCGAAGUUAUAGAUCAGACAUUAUUUUGAUGCUACGCAAGAACCAGCGUCGCCUUACCGUCAACAUAGACCACGUGCGAGAUCAUAAUGCGGAAUUUGCACAAGAGAUCCUUCAGAAACCCUUCGACUAUACUCUUGCCUUCAACCAUGCCCUCAAAGAAAUUGUGCAGACGCUGCCCCAAGCCAGGCCUGAUCAAACGGCGAGAGACACCGUUUAUUACUGCGCAUGGGCUGGAAACUUUGGCCUCAACGCCUGCAAUCCUCGCACGCUGUCGUCGCAGCACUUGAAUCACAUGGUCUCUGUGGAAGGCAUCGUAACCAGAUGCUCUCUCAUCAGGCCCAAGGUUGUGCGGAGCGUUCACUACAACGAAGUCAAGGAUAAAUUUCAUUUUCGAGAAUACCAGGACCAAACCAUGACCAACGGAGUCACUACUUCUAGCGUCUACCCGCAAGAAGAUGACGAUGGAAAUCCCCUUACGACGGAAUAUGGAUUCUGCACCUACCGUGAUCAUCAGACAAUUUCCAUUCAAGAGAUGCCUGAACGAGCCCCCGCUGGUCAACUUCCUCGUGGUGUUGACGUCAUCUUGGAUGAUGAUUUGGUUGAUCAAGUAAAACCCGGUGAUAGAAUUCAGCUUGUUGGCAUCUUUCGCACUCUGGGUAACAGGAACGCCAACCACAACAGCGCACUCUUCAAGACAGUCGUUUUGGCCAACAACGUCGUCCUGUUGUCGUCCAAGUCUAGUGGCGGGGUAGCCACUGCCUCGAUUACUGAUACGGAUAUCCGCAAUAUCAACAAGGUCGCUAAGAAGAAGGACCUUCUCGGCCUUCUCUCUCAAUCACUUGCUCCAAGCAUCUACGGUCAUGACUAUGUUAAAAAAGCCAUUUUGCUCAUGCUUCUGGGAGGAGUGGAAAAGAACCUCGAGAAUGGUACCCACCUGAGAGGAGACAUCAAUAUCUUGAUGGUUGGCGAUCCUUCUACCGCCAAGUCCCAGCUCUUACGAUUUGUCCUCAACACGGCGCCACUAGCUAUCGCAACAACAGGUCGUGGUUCUUCUGGCGUCGGUUUGACAGCUGCGGUGACUACAGACAAGGAAACCGGAGAGCGGAAACUGGAGGCUGGCGCUAUGGUUAUGGCUGAUCGAGGAGUUGUAUGUAUCGAUGAAUUCGACAAGAUGUCAGACGUUGAUCGGGUGGCCAUUCACGAAGUGAUGGAACAGCAAACAGUUACAAUCGCCAAAGCAGGUAUUCACACAUCAUUGAAUGCUCGCUGCUCUGUUAUUGCAGCCGCCAAUCCCAUCUUCGGACAGUAUGAUCCUCACAAGGAUCCCCACAGGAAUAUUGCACUCCCAGACUCCCUGCUCUCUCGAUUCGAUUUACUCUUUGUUGUUACAGAUGACAUAGAAGACACCAGAGAUAGACAAGUUUCUGAGCAUGUAUUACGCAUGCACAGGUAUCGCCAGGCGGGUACUGAGGAGGGUGCGCCUGUUCGAGAGCAAACUUCUCAAUCCCUAGGGGUCUCUGCAAACACGCAGGCUGGUUCGCAACGCCCAACAGAUGUUUAUGAAAAGUACGAUGCAAUGCUGCAUGCAGGCGUGACCCGAACAUUAGGCCGAGGGUCCAACAAAAAAACGGAGAUCCUAAGUAUACCGUUUAUGAAGAAGUAUAUUCAAUAUGCUAAGCGGAUCAAGCCUGUCCUUUCCCAGGAAGCGUCAGAUCGAAUUGCCGACAUAUAUGUUGGUCUUCGAAACGACGAUUUGGAGGGAAAUCAAAGGCGGACAAGCCCUCUCACAGUUCGUACUCUUGAGACAAUAAUCCGAUUGGCUACUGCUCACGCAAAGUCGCGAUUAUCCAGUCGGGUAGAAGAGCGAGAUGCUAUUGCUGCCGAGGGUAUCUUGCGGUUUGCCCUCUUUAAAGAAAUCGUGGAGGAUAGCUCACGGAGAAAGCGCAGACGUACGCAAGCUGCUGGCCUGGCCUCAUCCAGCGAUGAGAGCGGCGACGAUGAUAGCGACGAAGAAGGCGAUGAACAAAGCCAAUCAACUGGCCAACCGAGCAGGGGCGCCUCUCGACAACCAACUACGCGCAUGCAGACUAGAAAUUCGAGGCUUAAUGGAACAAACGAUACUCAGAGCUCCUUCGCAUCGACACUGCCUGCAUCUCAAGUUUUAUCUCAGACUCAGGGAGAAGUUGAAGAUGAAGGACUGGCUAGCGCCGCUAGCAAUCUAGAAAUCGAGGAUGUUGCUCUCACCCGUCAACGACUAUCCGCCUUUAGGACAAACCUGGGGCAGUUACUUAAUACCAGCGUGUUUGAGGAUGAUUCGGCUCCUCUUGACGCGGUGAUUGAAGCCAUCAACGACAGAAUUGGCGGCAACGAAGGAGGGGCUUUUAGCAGACCUGAAGCUAUUCAGGCGCUCAAGAAAUUGGAGGAAGCAAAUCACAUCAUGUAA
Trichoderma virens Gv29-8 is the source of this 2529-nucleotide messenger RNA. RefSeq lists its product as uncharacterized. Gene Ontology annotation, biological process: DNA strand elongation involved in DNA replication; double-strand break repair via break-induced replication; DNA replication. The record is from RefSeq and is a predicted model, not a curated record. Gene Ontology annotation, cellular component: nucleus; MCM complex. Gene Ontology annotation, molecular function: single-stranded DNA binding; ATP hydrolysis activity; ATP binding. The transcript has 3 exons. The coding region runs from base 1 to 2529 and encodes 842 amino acids. NCBI's taxonomy places the organism in Eukaryota, Fungi, Ascomycota, Sordariomycetes, Hypocreales, Hypocreaceae.